AUGACGACCGGCACCUUCAAGUACAUUGACCUCGACUCCUUCACCGGCAAGCCCUGGGGCAAGGUCGACGUCGACAAGACAUCCUACCAGCGUGUCGAGCGCCAACGCUCCGUCGCCGACAUGCGGGCGGCCGGGCUCGACAACUUCUCCACUGAAACCGCCGGCUUUGGCGUCUACCACGCGCCCUCGCAGGAGAAGGCCUUCACCGACGACGCCGCCGUGCGCGGGCCCUACUACGCCGAGGUCGAGGCCCUGCUGCGCGCGAAGCUGCCGGGCGUCACCAAGGUCGUCAUCUUCGACCACACCAUCCGCCGCCGCGUCGAGGGCGCCGCCCCGCCAGCCCGUGCAGCAGCUGCACGUCGACCAGACGCCGUGGCCCGCCGAGGCGCCGC
This is a messenger RNA of Verticillium dahliae VdLs.17, 392 nucleotides long. RefSeq lists its product as uncharacterized. The transcript has a single exon. The record is from RefSeq and is a predicted model, not a curated record. NCBI's taxonomy places the organism in Eukaryota, Fungi, Ascomycota, Sordariomycetes, Glomerellales, Plectosphaerellaceae. Gene Ontology annotation, molecular function: oxidoreductase activity. The annotation marks the transcript as partial.